Messenger RNA from Erpetoichthys calabaricus (reedfish), 2768 nucleotides. RefSeq lists its product as uncharacterized. The coding region runs from base 268 to 1812 and encodes 514 amino acids. NCBI's taxonomy places the organism in Eukaryota, Metazoa, Chordata, Cladistia, Polypteriformes, Polypteridae. The record is from RefSeq and is a predicted model, not a curated record. The transcript has 3 exons.
AAAAGAGAGGAAAAGAGGACAAGGGAACAAGAGAGAGCGAGAGGCAGAGAGAGCGAGAACAGUGAAACAGAGUGCAUGGGACAGAGAGUAGUGGAACUGAGACCUGGUGAGGAAUAAAAAAACAUGCAAUUUCUAGACAAGAAAGAAGGCUAGUUUAUAUGUAUCAUUGCACCAGUGCAUGGAAGUGAAAGAUAGAAUUGUGUGUGUAUACAUUAGAUCAAGGAAAAUCAUUUUCAAAGAAAGGAGAAUUGGAGAAGAAAGCUACAGAUGGAAAUGUUAGAUGUGGAUACAAAGCAUAUUGAACAGCAGUUCUGGAAUGUGGUGGGUCAUGCUGGCGGAAAAGAAAGCUUCCUUCUGGUAGGUGACUGUGCAUAUCAAAUAGGUAAGGAUAACAGAAAUGGAGGCAUCAGGAAAAGUAAAGGUGAGCACUUCAAGAUGGUCAUUCAAGAUCUGUUUGAAUCCUCAAUCAAGGAGAAAAGUUUCAAAACAAUAACUAAGACAGAAAUAUCUCAGGUUGCCCCAGAGAAGCCUUUGGGCAAUGAGGCAAUAAUUAAGAAACCUUGCCAGUUGCAAGCAUCGGAUAAUAUUUCAAAAGAUGAAACCUAUUUUGCAAUUUCAAACACCGCACUGGGCAUGCAGCAUCACAACCCUGCAGAAAUAAUUUCAACUUCUUUGCACAAAUCUUCAAAAUCAAUAUUAGAAAAUAUUUCCUGUGAAAGUGGGAGACAUGAACUACAUUCUAAAUCACCAAAUAUUGCCUUUAAAAUGACAACUACAUCUUCAUUUAUAAAUGCAAAUACUGGAGAGACAGGAGAAUUACUGACCUCAUCCAAGCAGAAUCUUGGAUUUAUGAGUUCUGUGAUGCACCAGGGAAAAAAAUCUGGAUUUGAAACACUGGAAUUUCAAGAUCCCAUACAAACAUUUACUACGCCCAAGAUCAUGAAGAGUAAUCAAGUAUUCAAAAAGGAAAAGUCACAAGAAACAUUAGUUAGUCAGAAAGUGUCUUCUAAAUCCAUGAAUUUAUUGGAUUUAGAUUUUGCCAAGGUAGAUGCUAAUGGUUGUUGUUAUGCAGAUGCAGACACAAGGACAAAAUCUACUACUAAGAAAAUGUCCUGCUCAGGAAAGUUUCAGAAAACCAUGGCUAAAAAAGUGGAAUUUAGAUCUGUGGCACAGUUACGGGGCUUUGAUUGCCCUGUGAUUAUAUUUGUGUUUCAACAAAGAUUUGUUGAAGAGAAAAAAAACAAGUUUCAGUUGAAAGAGAUUAUAAAGGAUGUGAAGCAGAGGUGCAAAACAGCACUACCUGCAGCAUUUGGACUAAUUUUGAGGGAGAAAUGCCACCAACCAGAAGAGAGACUAACAGGGUGCCUCUUAUUGCUUUCACAAUAUCUGCAGAAAAUGUUCUGGACAGAAAUCCUUAUGGACUUGCAGAUCAGCUGGGUGUACAUACCCCAUGAAAAGAAAUGCAUUCUAGAGAUCAAAAAAGGUAUUUGUCAGGCACUGCUUCACAAAGAAACAGCAGCAUCAACCCCUACAGGGCACAGAGCAAUGGGUGUGAAAGUACUCCACUGUUUCCCUUGGUAUGGCCGCAGGAAAGACCGCAACAAAGAGCCUCAAGAACCCACCAGCCAAGAAACAGAUUCACCACAGCCAUCUGAAGAGCCCCCUGCCCAGAAAGGCAGGCCUCGAUCAACAGCAUCUGUCAGCAGCGACAGCGAAGGCCACAACAGUCGCGCCUACUUCAGCAGGAAGGCCCGAGUUUCGUUUCGUCACGAGAUGGACUCUGCUUUGGCAGUAAUUGAUUCUACCAACUGACCACGUCACUAUUUGCUUCUGGGAUUACCAGGCAGCAGUGUUUACAAAAUGGUGUUUGUGCUAUUAAUUAAUACACCCAAGGCCUUUAAUAAUCUAGUGUGGCGCUAGAUAGAAGCAUCGGUGCAGAACACAACUAACUCAGACAUUCUGGAUUCUUUACAGUUGCCAAUCUCCAAGAGCACUAGUACUUUAGGUGUCGGUGUGUGUGUUUUAAAACGUCCAGCUUCACAAGAGCUGAAGACAAGUUAUCACAAUAUUAGCAUUGGUGCGUCUGAAUUGCUAUAACUAACACUUUUCAGUAAAUGAGUAGGAGUUGAAAGUAAGGUGAUCACAAACAGUCCCAUCCAUUUUUUUAAUCUACUUAUCCAAAUGAAGGCUGAGGGGUAGUCAGAGCCAUGUAGGGCUUAGAAAAACCUAACAUUUCAGCUCACAUACCAUGUGCAGACAAUGGAGUGGGCACAGUCAAAGUUUAGUAAUCUACUGAAAGUGGCAGCUGACCACAAACUGUGUCCAUUGAGUUAGGAGUGGACACAAAUCCCCUAUUCAUGUAACAUCUGGUUAUAGUAGAGGAAUAUAUGAAAUGGCUUCUCACUGCUGUGUAAUUGACAACAUUCUAUUUGCUCACAGUAAUCAUUCAUUGAUCUUUUAGCAGGAGAAAGUAGCGUCUGUGUGUUCAUCUUUAGCUCACUACACAACACACAAACUAAAGAGCAGUCAGCUGGCAACAAGACCACUUCACAGCCAGCGCCGCCUACAAGCUGUCCUUAAACUUGGUAGAAGAAUGAAAAGUAGAGGAGAUGCAUUGACCUUGUGCAUAUACUUGAUUCUAGUUUUAAUGAUCUUGUUACGUGAGCAGUCUAGAAGUAAAUAAAAUCAAAGUCCUUUUCUAACAUCUUGUGGAUUAACAUGUGGGGUACUAAAGGGGAGGUGUAAAUAAAGUUUAGCAUUUAACAAAA